CAGGCGCCCCCUCGCUCCCCCUCAGCCAUGGAGGGGCCGGCAGAGGAGCGCGGGGUCCCGGUGCCGCCGCCGGCAGGCGCGGGGUCGCUGCUGGCGCUGCCGCCAGAGCUGCUGCUGCGAAUCUGCGGGUACCUCGGGGCGCGGGAGGUACGGGAGGUGCUGCCCCGCGUGUGCCGCGUGCUGCGGGCCCUGGCCCGGGACGUCGUUACCUGGCGGCUCCGCCUCCAGCGCAGCGCCCGUGGCCGUUUCCCCGUCCUGGAAGAAGAGGGGUUCGACUGGUCAGCUGCCUGUGUGGACAUGGAGGAGCAUCUGCAGCGCUGGGGGGGCAACGGGGCCCCCAUGGAGCACUUCUCCCUGGACGAGGGCCACUUUGCUUCUGUUGACACCGUCCUCCUGCUGCAGGGGGGGACUUUGUGUGUGUCGGGGGCCCGCGACCGCAACGUCAACGUGUGGGACCUGCAGCAGCUCGGCCGGGCCCCCGGCAGCGUGCUGGCAAAGACCCUCGGCACCGAGCGCACUGGGACGCACAAGGGCUGGGUCUGGUGCUUGGACUCCCAAGACAACAAAGUGUGCUCAGGCUCCUGGGACAGCACCGUGAAGCUGUGGGACUUGGAGGCUGAGGGGCAGCAGUUUGGGGAGAUCAGGGAGAAGGCUGCUGUGCUGUGCUUGUCCUAUCGCCCCAACGUCCUCAUCACUGGCACCUUCAACAGGACUGUGACCAUCUAUGACCUGCGAGCUGGGCAGCCCCCGGUGCACAGCUACAAGCCCCACACCAGUGCCGUCCUGGCCCUGGUGGCUGAUGAGCAGCUCAUCUUGUCGGGCAGCGAGGACCGGACGCUCGUUGUCUAUGAUCGACGGGCUGCCAGGGUCCUCCAGCGACUGCAGCUGAAGAGCUAUCUGGUCUCCAUGUCCUACCAGGGAGCAGAGCUCUGGGCUGGGGACAACCGUGGCCAGGUCUAUGUCUUUGGGAACAGCACCGGCAGCUUCCAGCCCACACAGUACUUCGAUGUAGGGCACCGGCUGCAGAUCACAGGGCUCUGGCACUCGCUGGGCUCCCUCUACACCACCUCUAUCGACAGGUCACUGCGGAUACACGUCCCUACGGACCCUCCCCGCACCAUCUGCUCCUGGACGCAAGAUGAAGUGCUCAAUGGGAUCAGCGUGGAGGGUGAUGUGGUGGCAGCCGCCUCGGGGGGCCUCUCGGUCGAGGUGUGGAGGCUCCGGACCUGAUGCUGCUGCUGCCGUCUCGCCUUAACACUGCACCCAACCAGGGUUCCAGGGACUCCCUGUAGGGCGCAGGGUCCCAUCUGAGCCCCCCCGACACGGAAGAGCCACGGGCCGGUCCCGGGGCCCUCGCUGGGGCUGGCAGCCUGGUGCUUGUUCCUGGGUAUUAAACGGAUUUUGGAGA
Messenger RNA from Pezoporus occidentalis (night parrot), 1408 nucleotides. RefSeq names its product F-box and WD repeat domain containing 9 (gene FBXW9). The transcript has 10 exons. Gene Ontology annotation, molecular function: protein binding. Lineage: Eukaryota; Metazoa; Chordata; Aves; Psittaciformes; Psittacidae. The record is from RefSeq and is a predicted model, not a curated record. The coding region runs from base 28 to 1230 and encodes 400 amino acids.